AUGGCCAAUGUGGGAAGCAGUCUUAAUAUGGAGGAAGGACUCGGGGUGACUACACUUAGUGUUAUCUAUGCAUCUGUGAUUAUAUCUUCCAUGUUCCUUCCUCCAGUUCUUAUUAAGAAAUUUGGCUGCAAGUGGACCAUUACGUUCUCCAUGUGCUGCUACAUCACUUUCUCUUUGGGAAACUUCUAUGCCAGCUGGUUCACCUUGAUCCCCACUGCCAUAAUCCUAGGUCUAGGAGCAGCCCCACUGUGGUCUGCAGAGUCUACUUACCUUACAACGAGUGGAAAUAUUUAUGCAAAGAAGACAGGAAAACUUGGGAAAGAUGUCAUCAACCAGUAUUUUGGCAUCUUCUAUCUCAUAUUUCAGUCCUCUGGUGUCUGGGGGAAUUUGAUUUCAUCUCUGGUGUUUCAGCAGGACCCUCCUAAAGGAGAAAUCACAAAAGAACACCUGCUUCUUUGUGGAGCAAAUGAUUGUAUGACAACCAGCACAGCUACAAACAGUACUAAGCGCCCAGGAAAUGAUUUAAUCUACACCCUGCUGGGUAUCUAUACUGGAAGUGGGAUUUUGGCAGUAUUAUUGAUAGCGGUAUUUCUUGAUCAAAUUCCAAAUGAUUCAGAAGAAAAUGAAGAGGAAAAGAAUAUUCCUGUAUGGAGCCGUUUCCUGGCAACUUUUCAACAUCUUAAAGACAAACGGCAAUGUUUACUCAUUCCUCUGACAAUGUAUAGUGGAUUUGAGCAAGGGUUCAUUUCUAGUGACUAUACAAAGUCAUAUGUCACCUGUGCCCUGGGGAUACACAAUGUUGGGUUCGUGAUGAUCUGCUUUUCGGGUGCCACUUCCCUUUGUUCUUUGAUAUUUGGAAAGCUCUCCCAGUACACUGGCAGAAAAGUUUUGUAUGCAAUAGGUUCAACAAUACACCUGUCCUGCAUGAUUUUCCUUUUGCUGUGGAAACCUCAUCCCUCUCAGAAGAUUGUCUUCUUCUUUUUGGCUGCUUUCUGGGGCAUGGGCGAUGCUGUUUUUCAGACACAAAACAAUACCAUUUAUGGAGUUUUAUUUGUGAAGAACAAGGAGGCUGCUUUUGCCAAUUAUCGCCUUUGGGAGUCCCUGGGAUUUGUCAUUGCUUUUGGAUAUAGCACAUUUUUGUGUGUCUACAUCAAGCUAUACAUAGUAAUUUCAGUACUGAUUUUGUCUGUGGUGUUCUAUGGGACUGUUGAGGUUCUGGAACAUAUAAAGCCACCUGAGACUUCAGUUUCUGAAGAAAAGGAAAGUCGAGUAGAGGAAAUGGAUACUCAAACAAAGAUGUAAAAAUGACACGGUGCUGGAGGAGAUACAGUAAGAAAGUCUCAGGAUAUUUUUUUAUGUAGAAGCACCAAAGUAUUAAAUUGUUUUCUCAGAA
Vombatus ursinus (common wombat) is the source of this 1393-nucleotide messenger RNA. RefSeq names its product protein unc-93 homolog A-like. NCBI's taxonomy places the organism in Eukaryota, Metazoa, Chordata, Mammalia, Diprotodontia, Vombatidae. The transcript is spliced from 8 exons. Bases 1 to 1302 code for a protein of 433 amino acids. The record is from RefSeq and is a predicted model, not a curated record.